UGAGAUUCUCAUAUUACAAAUACUUUAUCAAGCACGCACGCUGCUUGAAAUACUUUUGUAAUCUCGUGUAUGGGUUAGCAUAGCAUGUGCGAUUUCGAAACACCAUAGAAGGACAAAUAGCUACUGUAUUAUUGGUAUUAUGGUAAAUAUUGGUGACAAUCGUGACUAUAGGUCUGUAUUGGUCACGUAGUCUGGUGUGACGCCAUAAUAAUCAACAUGGCGGCUACUGCUUGCAACGGAAAGCAAGCAUUUAUAAUUUGCACAAUUUUAAAACGAUGCUCGGCAUCUUACAUUAGCAAAUACGGGUUGAAUUCAAAUCAAAAAUCCAGAAUAUUACAAGGUGGAAAUUUUCUUUUAUCAAGAACUUUCGUCAGAGCCAGCGUUAAAGAAGAUACCGAAUUUGUGAGAGAACAAAUCAAAUUCAAACCUGGAAAUGAAGAUCAAAUUGAAGAGAUGAUGAAAAAUGUCCAGAAAAAAACAGGAGUCAUAGUCAAGCUACAAAAAAGAGAACAUGGCAUUCUUAUUGGAGGAACAAGACAAGAAGUUCAACAAGCUGUCUUAAAUAUCAAGUCUUCAAUGAAACAAGAUGGUCAAGAUAAAAGUAAUUUAGUCACACAAGACAGUGAGUUUGAGAGGACAGGUUUUACUAAAGAGAAGCCAAUCUGGGCAUAUUAUAGAAGGAAUUUUAAAGGACAAAAGCCUCCAAUGAAAACAAGAAAAAAAUGUAUCAGAGGCAAGGGAAACUCACAGAAGGUUUCCGGAAAUCCCUGUCCGAUUUGUCGAUUAUAUCUCGCUGGAGAAUAUGAACUUGAUUACAAGGAUGUUGAUUUGCUUGAACAAUUUAUAUCUCCACAUACAGGAGAGAUAUUUGAUUCAGCAAAGACAGGUGUUUGUAGACAUCAACAAAAAAAUCUUAUAGAUGUUAUUCAAACAGCUAAAAACUAUGGUCUGCUUCAUUACACAAUACCAGGCCCACGUAGCAUUCAAAAGCCUAUACAACAUGCUAAAAUACCAGUUAAUGUUCGACUUAAAUAAGUGAAACUUAUUAUGUACUAGUUAAGGUGUUAUGGAACAUUGUGAAUUGCCCCUCAACUGUCAAUUCUUUAAUGGAAUGUAACACAAUGGUUGGCUAUGAUGAUGUAUGGAAUAGAUGUGACCUCUAUAAGACAUCUUUAGUAUUGUGGAUAGGAGUCUAAAUAUAAUUACAUUGUAAUUAUUCAUAGUAUGUUGUUAAUAUAUUCAUUUAUGAGUAGCCUACAGUCCA
Xenia sp. Carnegie-2017 is the source of this 1264-nucleotide messenger RNA. Its product is annotated as 28S ribosomal protein S18b, mitochondrial-like. Gene Ontology annotation, molecular function: structural constituent of ribosome. Lineage: Eukaryota; Metazoa; Cnidaria; Anthozoa; Malacalcyonacea; Xeniidae. The record is from RefSeq and is a predicted model, not a curated record. Gene Ontology annotation, biological process: mitochondrial translation. Bases 217 to 1035 code for a protein of 272 amino acids. The transcript has 11 exons. Gene Ontology annotation, cellular component: mitochondrion; ribosome.